GAAAUGUCAUAAUAAAAAAAAAACUGAAGAUGAUAAAAAAAAUGUAUGUUAAACCAGCCCUAUAUUUAAAUUAAAAACAGGCACGUUCUGUUGUAAUUUCACAACUCGCGGUUUAGUUUAAUAAAAACUAAAAACGGUCUUAUAAAAAAUUUAUCGCAAUGACACCAAUCACAAAAAUGACCGAACAAAUUGGCCGCCGAAAAAUUGACAUAGACGAUCCCCGAUUCAGAAUAAAGCCGCAUCAACAAAUCGCCUCAGCGUGUACUGGAGGAAUAAUUACCUCAUUGAUAAUGACACCAUUGGAUGUUGUCAAGACUCGCAUACAAACGCAACAAAAGUUACUACUAUCUAACAAAUGCUUCCUCUACUGCAAUGGUCUUAUGGAUCAUCUUUGUCCAUGUGGACCAAAUUCUGCUCCAAUGAAAAAUCAUGUUCAUUUGAAUGGUACCAUUGACGCAGUUUUAAAAAUAAGUCGCUCUGAGGGUAUCAAGUCCCUUUGGUCUGGUCUCGGUCCAACUUUAGUAUCAGCCCUUCCAUCUACCGUUAUUUAUUUUGUUUCUUACGAACAAAUCAGAAAUCACACCAAAGACUGGCACAAUAAGUACAUUGGCACAUCAGGGAUGCCCGUUUAUGUGCCAUUAUUUUCAGGUGUAUUGUCGCGAAUCUUUGCCGUUACACUUGUUAGUCCACUUGAAUUAAUACGAACUAAAAUGCAAUCCCAAAAGAUGACAUACAAAGAAAUGACGACAGCUGUCCGUAGUAUGAUUAAUGCGGAAGGAGCCUUGGUGCUGUGGAAGGGUCUGCCUCCGACGAUUUAUCGGGAUGUUCCUUUUUCGGGUAUUUAUUGGUCGUGCUACGAAGCUCUCAAAUGGUACUACCAAGUGACAGAACCAACAUUUGGUUUUAGUUUUACUGCGGGAGCUUUAUCUGGAUCGAUUGCCGCUACAAUUACAACACCAUUCGAUUUAAUUAAAACCUACCAACAAAUAGAGUUUGGCGAACAAGUAAUCUAUACGGACAAACCACGCCAAAACAUUCCCAUUAAAACCACAACACAAAGACUCAAAGAAGUUUAUCGAGCUCAUGGUGUUCGCGGUUUAUUCGUAGGACUAGGACCGCGAUUAGCUAAAGUUGCGCCGGCUUGUGCAGUGAUGAUAUCAUCUUUCGAAUAUGGAAAAUCAUUUUUUUACAAUCUCAAUGUACACAGAUAUGACGAGAAAUUGCUAAUAAUGCAAAAUGUAAACAACCAUGCUAAAUAGUUAAAGAAAAAAAAUUGUUACAAAAAUUGUGAUGAGGUAUUACAAAUGUUAAUAUAGCUGUUGUUGAAAAAAAUAAAAUUAUUUUUGUUUUUUUGUUUAAGAACUUUAA
This is a messenger RNA of Episyrphus balteatus (marmalade hoverfly), 1368 nucleotides long. Its product is annotated as probable mitochondrial glutathione transporter SLC25A40. The transcript has 6 exons. The record is from RefSeq and is a predicted model, not a curated record. Gene Ontology annotation, biological process: mitochondrial transmembrane transport. NCBI's taxonomy places the organism in Eukaryota, Metazoa, Arthropoda, Insecta, Diptera, Syrphidae. The coding region runs from base 159 to 1259 and encodes 366 amino acids.